AUGUCAGUCGACAAUGAUGUGGCUGUAAUUCUUGGUCUUUUGACAAAUGGUCUUCUAAUGACAGAAAUGACUAUGAGUAAUCACGAUGACUUAGAGUUUCGAAUAGUCCUAAGAAAUGGUGGCUCUACUACAAGUGUGACUAUCAUUGUACCUGUUUAUCUUCCAAUAGUACUUUCUGUGGAUCAUGCUGACCCUGAUCAGUCAAUCACAGCUUGUGUCAUAUUUGGAGAGAGCGGGGGAGAGCGGGGCGGUGGAGACGGUGGUAGGGUUUUAGAAGAAAACUUUCUUGUUGAUGGGAAGGACAGCGGAAACCUUGAUCCAGGUUUGAUAGAUGAGGCUUCGAAGGGCAAGAAUGUUAUGGAGGCCAGUGAAAAAUCUGGUUUGGACCAAAACAAAGUGUCAGGAGGCGCCAUGGAGAUUGAAAGGCAAGGAGCAACUCAGGACAUGGAAGAUGGAAAAAAGAAGGUAAAGGACAAGGAACCUUUCAAGGUCUCUUUUCGAGACAAAGUAGUAGGAGAAGCGUCGGCUAGUUUCUCUCACGGAGUGGACGCUCUUGAUAAGGACAAAAUGGCAACCAUUAUUGAUGGAGAGAUACCUAGUGUGGUUUUUUCGGAGGAAGCUAGAAUGAUCCUAUCUGCUCCAUACAAGGAUGCCAUUAUCAUUAAAGUCCUCGGCAAAACCUUUAGCUACUCCGCCAUUACACAUAAGUUAAGAGGAGUUUGGAGAACCAGAGGAAGAUAUGAAGUGUUAGAUGUUGGUUUUGGAUAUUUUCUCAUCAAGUUUGAUUUACGGGAGGAUAGAGAGCGCGUGCUACUUGGAGGGCCAUGGAUGAUUGCUGGUAAUUAUGUGGCGGUUAAGCCGUGGUGUUCGUCGUUCCGCCCAUGUGAUGACACUUUUGGAUCCACUCUAGUCUGGAUCAAAGUCACAGGCCUUAACAUAUGGUAUUAUAGUGAGAAGGCUAUCUUGAAUAUAGCUAGAACAUUGGGGAAGCCGAUCAAGGUUGACUUAGCCACCAAAUCGGCUAAGCGCGGAAAGUAUGCACGUGCAUGCAUUCAAAUUGAUCUGGGGCAGCCUGUGAAACGAAAAAUCAUGGUAGAUGGUUUUGAGUACAACAUCGAAUAUGAGAAUUUGCAUCUCAUUUGUGAUAAAUGCAAUUGUUUUGGGCAUGUGACUAGAGAUUAUGGAGAGACAGAAAAGCAGGUGGUUCGAGCACCACUAGAAAGCUUGAAUGUAUCACAAGAAGAAGACAGAGGAGCAGAAGUCGGAGAGAAGCCGGUAAACACCGCGGAAAGACCGCCGGAGAAGGCAAAAAUUCAGGAAAGGCCACCGGAGAAUGCGAAAAUUCAGGAAUUCAAAUUUCAAAAUAGUGAAACUGAAGAUUCGCUGAAUAUGGCAAGUGAGAAUUUUGUGGGUGGGACGUUGCAUGCAUCUUUGGAAGGAAAUCAUGCAUUUAAUGAUGGGGGUUGGACUAAGGUCACCAAGAGGCCAUCUUUGGGUAAGGAUGAAGCCAAGAAAAAUUCUCCAAAGCCCAAAGAAGUUAUCACAUGGACUACUUCUUCCUCUAGCGGUGCUACUGGAGUAAAGAAAGGGGGCACUGUCUCACAUGCUUCUACCCCACUGAUCAAGAUUAAUUACAAGAGGAGAAGACUUCCUUCACUUCAGAACUCACCGAAUGAACCGGUUGGAGGGGUCAAGCAUGGCGACGAUCAGAUGGAGGGUGGUGAUAUCCUGGAGGGAGAAAGGGACGGAAAGAAUUGGGUAUGCAGCGCAGUUUACGGUAGCCCCCAGUCGGCGAUUCGUGAAGAUUUGUGGGAACAUCUGUUGGCACUUGGAACUUCUAUACAAGACCCGUGGUUGAUAACAGGGGACUUUAAUGAAAUUUUGCAUUCUCAGGAAGUGAAAGGGGGCCACUUUAAUGUUAAUCGAAGUAAUUAUUUCUCUCACAUUUUGGAUUCGUGUAAUUUGUUUGAUCUGACAACAGUGGGUAGGAGUUUUACUUGGUUCAGGAAGGUUCAGGGGAACAAGGAGGUAGCCAAGAAGUUGGACAGAGCUUGUAGCAAUAGUAGUUGGAGAGUUAUGUUUCCUGAAGCGUUCACAGAGGUACUUAGUCGUUUGCAUUCUGACCACUGCCCUUUACUCACCAGAUGUCUUGGACUGCCAGUCAGGAAGGGCAGCAGACCGUUCAGGUUCCAAGCUGUAUGGGUUACUCAUCCAUCCUAUAAAAGUGUCGUCUAUAAAGCCUGGAAUGGCAACAACACACACAUUCAUGGCAAGCUUAGAAAGGUGCAAGAGGCUUCUCUGAAGUUCAAUUCUCGUGUCUUUGGGAACAUUUUUAUUAAGAAAAGGUCUCUAAAAAGCAAGCUUAAUGAUCUCCAAAAAAGAUUAGAAUUUUGUGAUGAUGUAGUUGUCAAAGAAGAGGAACAAAGGUGCAGGGAUGAUUUUAAUUCGGUCCUUCUUCAAGAAGAGAUACUCUGGUUCCAGAAAUCUAGGGAGCAAUGGGUUAGGUAUGGUGACAAAAAUACAAAGUUUUUCCACAUGCAGACCAUCAUUAGAAGGAAAGCAAACAAAAUUCAUGGCCUUUUUGUGAGCGAUGGAUCUUGGUCUUCAGAUCCGAAUCUUCUUCAACAAGAGGCACUAAGUUUUUAUAAAGAUCUUUUUUGCUCAACCGACCCGGUGGAGGUAAACUGUAUGGGUGAUUUUCCAAGACCUUCUCUUAGUAGUGAAGCUUGUGAGAGCCUAAUUAAGCCAGUGUCAAUGUUGGAGGUUAAAUCUGCAGUGGACAGCAUGAGCCCUUUCAAAGCUCCAGGGCCGGACGGAUUCCAAGCAUUCUUUUUUAAAGAAUAUUGGGAUGUUGACUCCCCAAGCAGAAUGAAGGACUUUCGACCAAUCAGUCUCUGCAACGUCGUGUACAAGAUAGUAACUAAGGUGCUGGGAGGAUUCAUUCCUGGUAGAGGAGCUCCUGACAACAUCAUAGUAGCGCAAGAAGUCCUUCAUUUCUUGAAGAGAACGAAAUCAAAAAAGGGUGCUAUUGCUUUUAAGAUAGAUCUAGAGAAGGCAUCAUCUCUUUCGAUAUUGUGGAAUGGGAAUAGGUUGGAGAGUUUUCAGCCCAAUAGAGGGUUGCGACAAGGAGACUCCAUAUCACCGUAUUUGUUUGUUCUUUGUAUGGAAAUGCUAGCUUGCUUUAUAUCUAAUCAAGUGGAGUUGGGGGCUUGGGACCCGGUUGCUGUCUCUCGGGGAGGCAUGAAGGUGAACAUAGAUAAGUCCAAAGCUGUUUGUUCGAAGAGCGUGUCCAAUACUCGUAGAAAUGUUCUGGCUGGUGUAUCUUCUAUCAGAUUUGCUAAUGAGUUAGGCAAGUACUUGGGGGUCAACAUCAACCAUCCGCGGGCAUCUCGAACGGCUUGCCUGGAGGCGGUGGAGAAAAUAAAAAGCAGAUUGUCUAGCUGGAAGGGUCGGCUGCUUAAUAGGGCCGGCAGAUUAUGUCUUAUAAAAUAUGUGGCAACGUCUCUACCUAUAUAUCAAAUGCAGGUCUCCCUCUUCCCCAAAAAAGCGUGUUCUAAGAUUGAUUUUGUUCUUCGUAAUUUCUUGUGGAAAGGAAAGACAGAUGAGCGGGGCUUAAACUUGUUGAAUUGGAGUACUGUGAUCACGCCCAAGAGGUAUGGGGGCCUUGGUGUUCGCGACACUCAAUGUGUUAAUACUGCCCUCCUUGGUAAACUAGUUUGGCAACUCUUCCAUGGUAAAAACAAAUUAUGGGUGCGCAUUAUGCUAGCUAAAUAUGUUCAAGGAAGUUUGGGGCUGGAUCUUCAAUGCCCUACGCAAUCUUCGAGCAUAUGGCGCAACAUCACAAAGACAGCUAGUAGGCUUAAACAUGGCUAUGUUUGGUGCAUUGACACUGAUCUCUCUUUAGGUGAUAUAUGGUUUGGGGGAAUUUGGAAUUUUGAUCAUCUUUAUACUGUGUUGCCUGAGACCCUAAAACUAGAUAUUACAACUUACAACCCUAUAGUGCAGGCAGGUUGUGAUCCGAACUGGUGUUGGGGAUCUAAUGCCUCAAAGACUUACUCAACAAGGGAUGGUUAUGAAUGGCUCCUUGAAAGAAAGGUUGCAUGGGAUACUAAUGAGAAUUGGUUGUGGCUUUGGCAUUUAGGAAUACCUAAGAAGGUCAAGGGGUUGAUUUGGCUCAUCUUGCAUGGGGCCAUCCCCACUGCCAGCCUUCGUUACCGAAGACGCUUAACAGCAACGGAUCUUUGCCCCAGAUGCAAUGAAGCACCAGAAUCUGUUGAACAUUGCCUCAGACUUUGUAAUAAAGUGAGCCCGAUUUGGGAGAGCUUGAAGGUGGGAAUGCAAACUUGGGAUGUCGCCUUGGAUUUUCAAAGUUGGCUUCGUAUAAAACUUCGGACCAAUGAAGGGAUUUUUGCAGUAGGUCUUUGGUGGAUUUGGAGGGAUAGAAACAAUGAUAUCUUUAAUCAGAAUGACAUUUGGAGCAAGGAAAAAGUUCUCCAGCUUAUCAGGCACUCUGCAGCCGAGUAUGCUGCAAUCAAGCGUUCUAAUCAGGAUCCAUACCAGAUGCGGAGAGAAUACACAGACCUCCUUUUGAAGAUUUCUGAGAUCCUGCAGCGUAAUUGGGUGGUUCAAGUUCAAUUGAUUCAACGAACAGCGAAUUCGGUAGCUGACCGUUUAGCUAAGACAGCGGCUAGGCAUUCUCGUCCUUACACUGAAUUUUUAAUUCCUUGUAGUGUUAUUGAUCAGAUCAUUAGGAAGGAGAUGAUAUCUCCAUCUUAG
Molecule: messenger RNA, 4776 nt
Organism: Arachis ipaensis
Lineage: Eukaryota; Viridiplantae; Streptophyta; Magnoliopsida; Fabales; Fabaceae
Source: RefSeq, a predicted model, not a curated record